Hippocampus zosterae (dwarf seahorse) is the source of this 7551-nucleotide messenger RNA. RefSeq names its product roundabout homolog 2-like. NCBI's taxonomy places the organism in Eukaryota, Metazoa, Chordata, Actinopteri, Syngnathiformes, Syngnathidae. The record is from RefSeq and is a predicted model, not a curated record. The coding region runs from base 785 to 4972 and encodes 1395 amino acids. The transcript has 28 exons. Gene Ontology annotation, molecular function: protein binding.
CUCAUAUUACUCAUAUCCACUAGGGGGCAUAUUCACAUGGUAUCUUGGGAUUGCUAUGAUGUACUGUGAUGCACUAAAUACUUUCCAGAAGCCAGCAUGAUAAAAAUUCUAGAUGAACACCAGCGGGGAGGAGGGGGGGGGGGGGCAGUAAACGCACUUAGUGAUGAAAUCAAACGUGGAUAUUAUGUUUGUUACUCAGUUGGUUCCAUUCCCCGUUUUUUCCUUCCUCUCCCAGGGCAUCAGAGGAGAAGGAGAAGGAGGGGCUGUGGGAGCCGCUGCCACUGUGCCGCUUCUGAAUCUCACCUCCUCCACAACCCCUUUAGCGCCUCUCAUCCCGCAACUUGUCCCGCAUGGCGAAAGGUGCGCGAACCCCGCCUUGAAACCUGCUUAAAAAAAAAAAGUACCGGUGGUUGAGAAGAAAUGUGAUCGGAGCCGCUCGGAUCCCCGUUUGAGUGGACCGUGAGGGGCGUCGCUGGUGUUGUUUGCAAUUGGUGACUGCAGAAACAACACAAACGUGUCGGCAGACCGCCGCUUACUGGUGCGCUUCUUUUUUUUCUUUUUUUUUUUCCUUUUUUUAAUGGAAAGGAUGAAUGUGAACGAAAUCGCUGCUGGCUUUCCUUUCCUUCGCUGAAACGAGUGCCUUGAUGGCUAACUUCAAACUGUAGACAUUUCAAAGUCACUAAGGUGAAGACGGGGAUUGAUUGAUGAAUUGAUCGCAUUUUUGUUUUUCUGCUUGAGAAGAAGGAAUUCAUGCGUCGCUAGCUGAAGGGAUCAAUAUGCCAGAAUGUGUCCUGUACAAUAUUUGCUUCUCUGUGGACUUCUGUUCGUCAAAAAGAGCAAUGGGUCUCGUCUUCGCCAGGAAGACUCCCCUCCUCGCAUUGUUGAGCACCCCUCUGACCUGAUUGUGUCUAAGGGGGAACCAGCCACUCUCAACUGCAAGGCAGAGGGCCGCCCAGCCCCUACGGUGGAAUGGUACAAGGACGGGGAGCGCGUUGAGACGGACCGCGACAAUCCUCGCUCGCACCGCAUGCUGCUGCCCAGGGGCUCCCUCUUCUUCCUACGCAUCGUCCACGGACGGAGAAGCAAACCAGACGAUGGCAGCUACGUGUGCGUGGCCCGUAACUAUCUGGGGGAGGCCGUGAGCCGAAACGCAUCUCUAGAAGUAGCACUGUUACGAGAUGACUUCAGACAGAACCCGCAGGAUGUGAUCGUGGCCGUUGGAGAGACGGCCACGCUGGAGUGUCAGCCACCACGUGGGCAUCCUGAGCCCACCACCUACUGGAAGAAAGACAAGGGUCGUCUUGAUCUUAAAGAUGAAAGGAUCAUGGUUCGUGGAGGAAAACUGACCAUUUCCAACACACAAAAGACUGAUGUCGGGAUUUAUGUGUGCGUAGCUACCAACAUGGUCGGCGAGAGGGAGAGUGAAAAGGCUCAACUCUCCGUGUUUGAGAGACCGGUGUUUGUGCAGCGGCCAGUGAACCAAGUGGUCUUAGUGGAUGAGAGUGUGGAGUUCAGGUGUCAGGUCCACGGUGACCCGCCUCCAACUCUGCGUUGGAAAAAGGAGGAUGCGGAUAUUCCCCGUGGCAGGUAUGACAUCAGAUAUGAAAAAGAGGAUCUUUUGCUGAGGAUAAAGAAAGCCGCCGUGAGCGAUCAGGGGACCUUCACCUGCCUCGCCGAGAACCGCGUGGGCAAAGUGGAGGCUUCCGCUUACUUGACUAUCAGAGUUCGCCCCGUUGAGGCGCCCCAGUUUGUGGUGCGACCCCGUGACCAAAUUGUGGCUCAAGGACGAACGGCGACCUUUCCCUGUGAGACCAAAGGCAAACCUCAACCCACCGUGUUCUGGCAACGAGAUGGCAGCCAGGAUCUUCUGUUUCCCAGCCAGCCAACACAAGGCGACAGUCGUGUGUCUGUGUCUGUGAAUGGAGAGUUGACCAUUUCAUCAGUGCAGCGUUCAGACGCAGGCUAUUAUAUCUGCCAGGCCCUCACUGUAGCAGGCAGCAUCUUGGCCAAAGCCCAGCUGGAGGUGGCAGACGCCCUGAAGGACCGCCCACCGCCAAUCAUCCGUCAGGGCCCCUACAACCAAACACAGGCAUUAGGGAGCGUGACAACGCUCAGGUGUCAGGCUUCAGGAGACCCACAACCCACAAUUACCUGGCGAAAGAACGGGAUCGGUCUGCUAGGAAAAGACUCUCGGUUUUCCCUGCUGGAACAUGGCAGCCUUCAAAUACAAAGUGCCAAGCUGUCUGAUUCUGGCUUAUACACGUGCGUGGCCUCCAGCUCCAGUGGAGAAACAUCAUGGAGUGCUUACUUGGAUAUCACAGAUUCCACAGACCCCAUUGACUUCCUGUCUAACAACCUGACAGCCCUACCGGGGCCGCCCUCCAAGCCAGAGGUCACUGAUGUGACCAAGAGCAGCAUCUCGUUGUCAUGGGAACCGGGGCCAGAGGCUGGCUCCCCGGUGUCCUCCUAUGUCAUUGAGGCCUUUGGUCAGUCAGUCAGUAACAGCUGGCAGACUGUGGCAGACCAUGUGAAGACCACCGAGUUCACCGUCAAUGACCUACGGCCCAAUACUGUCUACCUGUUCAUUAUCAGGGCAGUCAGUGGUCAAGGGCUAGGAGACCCGAGCCCCAUGUCAGAGCCCGUGCGGACACAAGACAUUAGUCCCACUGCGCAGGGAGUGGACCAUCGACAUGUACAGAAGGAGUUGGGGGACGUGGUGGUCAGCAUGCAUAACCCCGUCGUUCUCAGCUCCACUUCAGUGCAAGUCACGUGGACUGUGGACAAUCCAUCCCGAUUUAUUCAAGGCUACCGUGUUCUGUACCGGCAGACAUCUGGGCUGCCUUCUCCGGGACCAUGGCAGAUCGAGGACUUAAAAGUCUCCUCACAGAGGGACAUGACUCUCUUGGGCCUGAAGAAAGGAAUUGUCUAUGAGAUUAAAGUGCGACCAUACUUUAAUGAGUUUCAGGGCGCAGACAGUGAAUCCAUGACGGCACGGACUAUGGAAGAAGCACCCAGUGCACCCCCACAGCAAGUGACAGUGUUGACGGUAGGAAGCAGUAAUAGCACCUCCAUCAGCGUGUCAUGGGACCCUCCACCCUCUGACCAACAAAAUGGCAUCAUCCAGGAAUACAAGAUCUGGUGUUUGGCUAACGAAACCCAGUUUCAUGUCAAUAAGUCUGUGGAUGCAACCAUCCGUUCAGUGGUCGUCGGGGGUCUGCAGGCUGGGGUGCAGUACCGCGUGGAGGUAGCUGCAAGCACCAGUGCAGGAGUGGGGGUCAAUAGCGCACCCCAGCUCAUCACCUUGGGUGCAGAACAGAGGGAUGUAAUGACAGGAUCGGAGGGCAACAAUAGCAUCUCAGAUGUGGUGAAACAGCCGGCCUUCAUCGCGGGUUUGGGCGGAGCCUGUUGGAUUGUUCUCAUGGGCUUCAGUGCCUGGCUGUACUGGAGGAGAAAAAAGAGGAAGGGACUCAGCAACUAUGCAGUUCAAUCGUUCACGUUCACCCGAGCAGUGACAUUCCAAAGAGACAGAGGUCUAAUCAGAAAUGGAAGCCGUCCGGGGCUGUUGAAAGCGGGUGACCCUGGCCUACCCUGGCUGGCGGAUUCAUGGCCCUCCACAAGCCUUCCGGCCAACGGAGCAUUGGGGAGUCCGAAAGGCAGCAGUAACUUUGGCCGAGGAGAUGUAUUGCCAUCUGCAGCGGUGGAGAAGACGGGCACCAUGCUGUCAGAUGGGGCCAUCUAUAGCAGUAUUGACUUCAUGGGGAAGGGCGGUUACAGCAGCUCGGCGCAAGAUAGCCAGCCCACCCCCUACGCCACCACUCAGAUACUCCAGUCUAACAGCUUCCACGAGUUGGCUGUAGACAGACCGGAUCCCCGCUGGAAGGCUUCUCUGCAGGCCCAACAGGAAAUGGCCAACCUGGGCUACUCGCUAACUGAUAGACGCGCUGCCACUGGUGCAAAGGUAGGGAAGAAAAAGAAGAUGAAGGGUGGAACAAAGACCCCUAAAUCAAAUGGGACAUGUUGGGCCAAUGUGCCCCUGCCUCCACCACCUAUGCACCCUCUGCCUGGUACUGAGGUUGACCUUGACCAUUACCCCCAGGAAAGCCACAGAGGAGGGUACGACAACAACAGUUGGGCCCCGCCUCUCUCGCUCCCGUCCUACCGCCACCAGAGUUUGGACAAUGACGCUGACGAAGAGAGGGGACCUACUCCACCUCUCAGAGGAAGAGCUUCCUCGCCGGCAACAGCAGCAUCUUACAACCAGCCUUCAUCAUCAUCUCUCAGCUCAGCCCACCAUGAGGAAAUGCAGUCUAUUUUGCAGGCCCAUUUGGAUGAGCUGACCAGAGCUUACCAGUAUGAAGUAGCCAAGCAAGCAUGGCAGAUGAAGAGCAAUACAAACAUGUCCAGCACUGCCAUUCCUCCAAUGGACUUCAUGUCUUCAACGCUGGGCUCAGACUUGGGAGACACCCGCCUCUCUGAGGAGGAGGAGGAAAGAUAUGCUAUGGUGUCAAAGAAUUUGUGUGGCUUUGAUUACGGUCCUGGACACACGAUGGAUAACCUUGAGGUCUCAGGUAAAGGUGCACAGUUGUGUCGUUCAGACAGCUCUGGUACUACAGAUCGUAGUGCGCAGAACACACAUAGCCUCGGUCACAAGAGGGCGCCGCUAACUGGCCUCAAAUCGCAGACAAACAAGGUUGGAACACUGCCCAGACGAAAAGACACCAAUCAAGAAGUAAGGGGCCUUCAUAGCAACGGUUCCCGUAUGAACAGCUCAUGGGCCAGUGCAGCCUCAGACCCUUCAGAGGAGUGCAUGGUGACCGUCUCCACGCUAGAGCGGCAACAUAUGGGUUCCUGGGGCGACACCUCCACAUCCAACAGGGCCACGCUCAGUCGGGCUUCCCACAAGAGACCUGCCGCCGAGACCUCCCACAAUGGGCAUCUUCUCACAAACAGCAAAGAGAAAAGGGAUCACUAGUCCGUUGGAUACACGCUCCUGGACGCCUUGUUUCAAAGUGCUCUGAGAUUGUCUCUCUCUGAGUGAAUCGGAAUGAUGAUCGGACACUGGAGAGGAGACAGAUUGAAGUCAAAGGAACAUGCAAAUGAAAAUGCUGAGCUGUAAAUGUCAUGUACAGGACACAGACACCAGUCUCACAGUGUUUCCUUCAUACCCCCUAUUAAGUCAACUGUAUUGCCACUGCUCUUAGAGAUCACUCUGUGUACAACAAUUCACACAGAGCAAGUGAAGAAGCAAAAUCACAACAAAAUGCCGAAUUAAAAUGAACAAAGGACUUCAUAAUGUGUAAAUAUAUUUUGUAUCUCCACACUUGUCUUUUGCUUUGCUAUGCAAGAUACUGUAAGAUUUUUUUUAAAAUAUUAUUUAUGACAGUGACUCAUUUUUCAUUGGCGCUCAAACCAUUUGCUUAUCUUGCUGAAUCUAAUGUAUUGUUAUACUUUGCACAGAGCGUUUUGGUGAAAACAAGCACAAACUACAUUCUCAGCAAAGCCGAAGAGAAGAAUCAUAAUGUUGGGAAUACUUACUGGGCUGUGCUGCAGUUGUUUCCCAAACAUCCCAAACUGUACGUUGAGAAUUAAGAAGGGAGCAACACAGGUGAUAACGUGGUUGUAGUAAGGCAAGAAAACUGUGUUAUGUACUAUUUGCUGUGAAUUUUAUUCUGCAUUAUACUAACAAAGACUCCUUGCAAACAGUUCCACAUCUAUGUUUAAAAAAAAAUUAAAUAAAGUGACACAUCGCCCGUGAUCUCCAAAGCAAGGCAAAUAGGUACCGUAUGUGUCACUUCACUCCUAUUCCUCUAAAAUAUGUUAAUAUCAUAUACAGUAUAUAUAUUUAUUACUUUUUGUAAUUCAUUGUCAAUUGCAUACAAUGAUAUACGAACAGUGCAAUAUUCAAAAUAAAUGGCCACCAUCCAGUAAAUAGUAAAGAUCUGUUUUAAAUACGAGACCUUCAAAGGCAAUCUGUUCGGUUCUGCUGGCUGACAAUGAUGUCAGCAAGCAGAUGUUUCCCAAUGAAAUUAGUGUUUGGAUGACUUUGUUCUAGAGACAAAUCCGCGCGCAUCAUUAACGUUUUAUAAAUUGCACGUAUUGCUCUGUUUGCAAUGCCUUAAUUGGGUAAAAUAAUCUAAUAAUUGUUUAAUCAGCAAGUGUAAAUUAAGUCUUGACGAUAAUAUAGCCUUUUUUUGUAGACUUAUCCCAAUUCCGAUAUUUGGCAGAAAAAAAAAUCAGAUAACCACCUAUUUGGCCAAUUUGAAAAAAAAAUCUAAUGAAUAAAAUACGGUAAUUGAUUUUUGGGCCCCGUGAUGCUUACAAAAAUAAAAAUGUGAAAAACAGGCAGAAUAUUUUAAUGUUUUUACUUUACUUUGUUAGUAUAUACUAAGUUUAACUUUACGACAGGGAGAAAGAUUUGCUAAAAAUUGGUGUGGGGUGUUUGAAUGUCUUUGUCUUAUGUUGUAGGUGUUCAUGUACCUUUAAAAAAACUAAACACAAUCGUCACGUAUCGGAAAAAAAUUAAAUAAAACAAUGCUAAAUGUUGCCAAUUUUAAAAUAUCGGCUGAUUUAAUUAUCCGACUGCUUAAUCGCUGGAGUUCUAGUGUAAAUCAACCAAACACUAAUGUGUAUACACCCCAAUUCCUGAGAAGUUGAGACUGUAAAACAGGAAUAAAAUCAGAAUACAAUGAUUUGCAAGUCCUCUUCAGUCUCUCUUCAACUGAAAACAUGACAAAGACAAGCUAUUAAAUGUUAAAACUGCGAAACGUUUAUUGUUGUUUUGCAAAUACAGUAUCCACUCUCUUUGAAUUUGAUGCCUGCGACACAUUCCAAAAAAAGGCGGCACAGGGGUAUGUCGACCACGGUUUUACAUCAUCUUUCCUUUUUAAAUCACUCACUGACCCUUUUGGAACUGAGACCACUAAUUGUUGAAGCUUUGUAGGUGGAAUGCUUUUCAAUUCUUGCCUGAUGUACAAUUUAAGUUGCUGAACAGUCCCGGGUCUCCAUUGUCGUAUUUUGCGCUUCAUAAUGUCCCACAUUUUCAAUGGGAUACCGGUCUGCACUGCUUGGGAAAGUUGAAUUUCCACUGUCGGAUUUUGUAGGAAUUUUUACAAAAGGAGAAUUUUCCAAUUUGAAAGUAAAGUAAAAUUUUUGUCCGAUUUUUGUCUAAAUUUCGAAAACAAACAUCUAGUACUUUGAUGUUACGAGUCAUAUGAAGAUUCAUUUGUGGUUCCAUGGAUUGCUAGUAUCACCACAAAAAUAACAGGAUUCAUAUAUAUAUAUAUAUAUAUAUAUAUAUAUAUAUAUAUAUAUGUAUAUAUAUACGGAAGAGGAUUAGGGCCAAUGAAGAAAAAAAAAACAUAACUUCUUUCUUUGUUAUUUUGCCCAAGAUACAACAAUAUGUUUUUGUAUCGUUAAUUCUGGAAAUGGCUUCCCAACCAAGGAAUCUUCCUUCACCUGCCAGACUGGUUUGCCCUCAGGAAUACACAUUCACCCACAGCAGGGCCAAUUUUCAAUCCUAUCAUGCUAAAUAAAAUGUGUAUGUGAAAAUGA